AUGGACUCCGCCAAGCCUGUUGUCGCCGUUUUCUACCAGGCUUUGCCCCCACCAAUGUAUGGGGGUGUAAGCAAGCCCCCCAAACCGGGAGGCUAUCGGGAUUCUGGCGCUGAUGUCGCCUAUUCGCUGAAAUGCGUCGGAACUACGAUUCUGACGCCGGUAGAAUCUCCAGACCCCGCAGAUCAGAAUCAGUGGUGCUUUCCCGAUACCCAAGAAGGAAUCAUCUCCGCGAUUCAAAAAGGCGCAACGCAUCUUUGGGCCAAUACAGUCCUCUUCGCAGAACACCCGUUGCAGACGUCCCCGCAAUUGACUCCCUUCGAGUCUAGCGUAAAAGUUAUUGGUCAACCUCCACUUUGUGCGGAUCGAUUUGAUGAUAAAUCAUUUACGAAUGAGCUACUCCGUCAGCAUGGUGAACUCAAUCUACCAAGGUCAUGGACUGUAGAUGAUCCACGGAUAGCGACGGGUAUUAGCAAUGGCUCCACUGGACACGCACAAGCGCAGCAAUCGGUCCAGAAAACACCUGACGAGGUCUUAUCGUUGAUCAAGGAAGAUGACUAUCCCAUUGUUGCGAAACCCAUUCGCGGACGGGGUAGUCACGGUGUAAAGAUCUGUGAAAACGCUCUAGAGCUAGCAGAACAUGUGGCACACCUCUUCAACGAGUCACCCCGUGUCUUGCUGGAAGAAUAUCUCACCGGGGAAGAGGGAACAGUCACGAUCAUGCCACCGUCUCAGGAGCCGAUCCCGGGUUUCGAGUAUUUAGAUCGGCAUUUAAGCCAUUGGGCUUUGCCGCCUGUGACCCGCUUCAACCAUAUUGAUGGAAUUGCGCCAUACAGCGGUAGAAUUGCGGUGACGGCGAACUCGCGCGCAGUGACUGCGACUGAGAUUGGAGCGGAUCCUGCGUAUACGAAUAUCAUGAAAGAAUGCGAGACCGUAGCCGGGCUGCUGGGCACGACUGCGCCGUUGCGCAUUGAUAUUCGACGAUUCAAAGCAGGUUCAAAAUUUGCCUUGUUUGAUAUCAAUAUGAAGCCGAAUAUCACAGGGCCUGGACGUCCUGGUCGCGAUGAUCAGAUGAGCCUCAUGGGCCUUGCAGCUGAGAGUGUGGGUAUGGAUUAUCCCAGUUUCCUGCAGUAUGUACUCGGGUCGGCGCAGGAACUUGGACAACUUCGGCGUUACAGCAGUACGCUUGGCAGCUCGGCCGAAUAG
This is a messenger RNA of Penicillium longicatenatum, 1203 nucleotides long. Its product is annotated as D-alanine--D-alanine ligase. The record is from RefSeq and is a predicted model, not a curated record. Gene Ontology annotation, biological process: peptidoglycan biosynthetic process. The transcript has 3 exons. NCBI's taxonomy places the organism in Eukaryota, Fungi, Ascomycota, Eurotiomycetes, Eurotiales, Aspergillaceae. The coding region runs from base 1 to 1203 and encodes 400 amino acids. Gene Ontology annotation, molecular function: ATP binding; metal ion binding; D-alanine-D-alanine ligase activity.